AUGAAUUCAUUGACAACUACCGCCGCUCCCAAGCUGAGAGUGCUACUUCACUCGGAAAGGCUCAAACAUGCUUAUCGAUCUAUCCACCAACUGCGAGAUCUGCCUCGACCAUCGACUGACGAGUUAAUCAAAAAACCACGGCUCAAACCAUGCAAUUGGCCAAAAGCGGAAUCAUCGGCAAUGGGAGCCGCAAACUACGCAUCGGCACAUCAGCUAUCCGAGUGGACAUCACCCCCUACAACAAUUUUACUAGUGCAGAAACGGGAGGAUGCUAGGACGACCGCAGCUAUGGGCAAAAUACUCUCAUACUUUCAAGCCAACUUUCCGAAUUUGAAACUCAUUGUUGAGCCUCACACCGCGGUCGAUCAUCCUUCUUUCGAAAAUCUCAUUGUGGCUUCUCCAGGCGAUGAAAACCUCUUACCAUUACAUACUUCUCUAGUAUUGACAUUAGGAGGUGACGGGACGAUCUUGCAUGUUUCGAAUUUAUUCUCUCAAGGCGAAUGUCCUCCUGUCCUGAGUUUUUCGAUGGGGUCUCUUGGCUUCCUUCUUCCCUUCCAUAUCGCUUCUCUCGCUUCAACUAUACGAGACACCUUGCAUGGACCGGUUUCCAUAUUGAACAGAAUGAGAUUGGCUUGUACGCCCUUGUCCACAAAUAGGAAACCGUUGGAUCGAUGUACAAAACCAGUUGGAGAGGCGGGCUGGCAAGUAAUGAAUGAAGUCACGUUGCAUCGAGGAAGACACGCACAUCUGACAGUGGUGGAUGCUUACUUUGAUGGACAGCAUCUUACCGAGGCUGUGGCGGACGGCAUAUUACUUUCCACGCCAACAGGAUCUACUGCAUAUUCACUUUCUGCCGGUGGACCAAUCUCCCACCCUGAAACAGAUGCUUUCUUACUCACUCCAAUCGCGCCUAGAUCACUAAGUUUCAGGACUGUCAUACUACCAGGGAGAGGCUCUGUUCAGCUCGAAAUAUCUCCUCUGGCAAGAUCAGCAGCAGAAUUAUCAAUAGAUGGGAAGGAAGUGUGUCUAUUGAAUCCCAAAGAGUCUGUACAUAUCGCGAAAUCACCAUAUCCUAUUCCGUGUAUAGAGAGAGCAGGAGAAGAAAGCGGUUGGGUAAGGGAUAUAAAUUCUCUGUUACAAUUCAAUGUAGGUUUCCGGAAUAAGAGUUUAUCGGGUCAUGGCACGGUUUAA
This is a messenger RNA of Kwoniella shivajii, 1191 nucleotides long. RefSeq lists its product as uncharacterized. NCBI's taxonomy places the organism in Eukaryota, Fungi, Basidiomycota, Tremellomycetes, Tremellales, Cryptococcaceae. The transcript has 9 exons. The coding region runs from base 1 to 1191 and encodes 396 amino acids. Gene Ontology annotation, biological process: NAD+ metabolic process; NADP+ biosynthetic process. Gene Ontology annotation, molecular function: NAD+ kinase activity. The record is from RefSeq and is a predicted model, not a curated record.